AGUAACAUACAACAUAUACUAAUUAAUCAAAACGACCUCUCUGUUUGAUAAAAGAUUGUGUGAUAGUAAACAAAUAUUCGUUUUCAAUAUUACUUGGAGAGUUGUCACCCCAAAAGAAGAACAUGUGUGUUAACUAUUAAUAUACAAGUUGCAAAUUCCAAAUAUGCCAUUAAAACGAUUAUUUCUGGCUUCUUUAUACCUAGGAUAUGUACAAAAGUACUGAACCUAACUGCAUGUACAAUAAAAUAAAUGGAGUUUUUUUUUUUAUUUCCAAGGAACGUACAAAUGUCGAACAAAAACAUUAUAAUUAAUGAUUCAAUUUCUUUUAAAAAAUCUUAGAGGACUAAUAUUUGUUUUCCAAGUGGCCCACAUAUUAUUCCUUUUAAAACUGUGUUACAUAAUAAUAAGGUUUUGAACAAUCAAUGUCAUUACGUAACAGAUCAUGCAAAUGAAAAUAUACGGAGUGAUCUACUUCAAAUUGGUCAAUACAACAUCAACACUAAAACACCCCAAUAUAUACCCUGUCUAUGUCAAUACAACACCAAAAAUACCUCGAUAUAUACCCUGUCUAUGUCAACACAACAUCUAAACACCCCAAUAUAUACCCUGUCUUUGUCAAUACAACACCAAAAAUACCUCAAUAUAUACCCUGUCUAUGUCAAUAUAACAUCAAAACACCUCAAUAUAUAUCCUGUCUAUGUCAAUACAACAUCAAAACACCCCAAUAUAUAUCCUGUUUAUGUCAACACAACAUCAAAACACCCCAAUAUAUACCCUGUCUAUGUCAAUACAACAUCAAACAUACCUCAAUAUAUACCCUGUCUAUGUCAAUACAACAUCAAAACACCCCAAUAUAUACCCUGUCUAUGUCAAUACAACACCAAAAAUACCUCAAUAUAUACCCUGUCUAUGUCAAUACAACACCAAAAAUACCUCAAUAUAUACCCUGUCUAUGUCAAUAUAACAUCAAAACACCCCAAUAUAUAUCCUGUCUAUGUCAAUACAACAUCACAAAUACCUCAAUAUAUAUCCUGUCUAUGUCAAUACAACACCAAAAUACCUCAAUAUAUACCCUGUCUAUGUCAAUACAACACCAAAACAUCCCAAUAUAUAUCCUGUCUAUGUCAAUACAACAUCAAAAAUACCUCAAUAUAUACCCUGUCUAUGUCAAUACAUCAUCAAAACACCCCAAUAUAUAUCCUGUCUAUGUCAAUACAACAUCAACACUAAAACACCUCAAUAUAUAUCAUAUCUAUGUCAAUACAACAUCAAAACACCCCAAUAUAUACCCUGUCUAUGUCAAUACAACAUCAAAACACUCCAAUAUAUACCCUGUCCAUGUCAAUACAACACCAAAACACCCCAAUAUAUACCCUGUCUAUGUCAGUACAACACCAAAACACCCCAAUAUAUACCCUGUCUAUGUCAAUACAACACCAAAACACCCCAAUAUAUAUCCUGUCUAUGUCAAUACAACACCAAAACACCCCAAUAUAUACCCUGUCUAUGUCAAUACAACACCAAAACACCCCAAUAUAUAUCCUGUCUAUGUCAAUACAACACCAAAACACCCCAAUAUAUAUCCUGUCUAUGUCCAUAUAACAUCAAAACACCUCAAUAUAUACCCUGUCUAUGUCAAUACAUCAUCAAAACACCCCAAUAUAUAUCCUGUCUAUGUCCAUAUAACAUCAAAACACCUCAAUAUAUACCCUGUCUAUGUCAAUACCACAUCAAAACAUCCCAUUAUAUACCCUGUCUAUGUUUGUUUACUCUUUACUAAUUGAAUAAUCGAAAGGACAGUUAAAUAUCUUCGAUAAAUGACAAUAACUUUAUCGAAAAUUUUAUUGGGCUGUCAGCAACUUAGUGUGAGAUCAGCGUUUCUUCCCAGAAUGCUCUUCGAGAUAGAUGUCGACAAUAAACAAAACACACGUGUAGUUAUUAGCUAUGGGAUUGA
Ostrea edulis (European flat oyster) is the source of this 1954-nucleotide messenger RNA. Its product is annotated as DNA-directed RNA polymerase II subunit RPB1-like. The coding region runs from base 528 to 1784 and encodes 418 amino acids. NCBI's taxonomy places the organism in Eukaryota, Metazoa, Mollusca, Bivalvia, Ostreida, Ostreidae. The record is from RefSeq and is a predicted model, not a curated record. The transcript has a single exon.